Molecule: messenger RNA, 770 nt
Organism: Pseudonaja textilis
Lineage: Eukaryota; Metazoa; Chordata; Lepidosauria; Squamata; Elapidae
Source: RefSeq, a predicted model, not a curated record
AUCAAUAACCUGAACUGUUUGUUCAGUUUCUGGUAUCUUGCUUUAUUUUCUCAGGUGUUCAUCCAAGUAGCAUUGAGAUGCCUACAAUUCCAUUCUUACCAUAUUCAAUCCUUGUGGGAAAUCUGAGCAUCUUGUGUUUGGGGCUUACAGUAUAUUGGAGUCAGCACUGGCUUGGCGGCUUUGCCUGGGAUGGUUCUCGUAAGAUGUUUAAUUGGCACCCAGUUCUCAUGGUGACAGGCAUGGUGAUCUUAUAUGGUAUAGCAGCACUAGUGUACCGUUUGCCCUUUUCCCAAAUGGGUUCCCUGCUCUCUCGGAAGGUGCUGCAUGCAACACUUACUUUGAUAGCAUUCAUCUCUGCCAUUUUGGGAUUGGAGGUAGUUUUCAACUUUCACAAUGUGCAGAAGAUCCCCAACAUGUACUCUCUACACAGCUGGCUUGGGCUCACUGCUGUACUACUUUUUUCAUGCCAGUGGUUAAUGGGAUUUGCUUCUUUUCUGUUGCCUUGGACGCCCAUCUGGUUCCUAGUCCUCUACAGACCUGUCCAUCUUUUCUUUGGUUCUGUCAUCCUUGGCUUGUCUACUGCAUCCUGCAUCUCAGGCAUUAAUGAGAAGUUAUUCAUGAGAUUAACAAAUUCAACAACACCGUAUUCCCAGCUUCCUGCAGAGGCUUGGUUUGCCAACAUUCUGGGAAUGCUGAUUUUGUGGUUUGGUAUGUUAGUGUUGUUGGGUCUUGCCAUACCAGGAUGGAAGCAUUCGGAUGUGAAUUCAUAA